CCACGAACAGGAGCAACAGAGGGUCAAUCUCCAUGACGACAGGAUGCCGUCGUUCAGCUGCCAGAGAUGCAAGCAGCCAAUUCACCUUCCCGCAUCGCUCUCGGACGAUGCGGCGAUGGGCGGUGCGCUGACGCAGUCAGCCUACGAUGUCAUACAAGCUGAGUCGGUGCUGGUCCGUCGGCCAAAGGCAGCUGCGCCCUCGGAGCUCGCACCAACGAAGGAGUCCGACGAGGUCCGGCCGACAAAGACAGAGGAAGACCGGGAGCGUGAUCCUCAGCACGAGCAGGGAACCCUUUCCUCUCGUGUUGCCAUCACGACGUCGCUGUUCGAUUUGCUGUCUUCGACGGUGCCUGCGCCCCUACAGUCGUCUUCCUCAUCUGACUCCCCUGCUUCGUCGGACUCUUCUUCGCCUCGCCACUCGCGGAGGCACAACCACACGGCGGCACUAGCGGCAAUCGACCACCCACUGUGCAAAGAAUGCACCGACAUUCUCGUCGACAUUAUCAACUCCCAGCUCGGGGAGCUUCGACGUGAGCGAGACGCCUACCUCGCCUUUGAAGAUGAGAUCAACAAUGCUCCUCGGCGCUCACUGUCGAACUCGCGAGAAGAGCAGCAGCAGCAGCAACAACAACAACAACAGGGAGAAGCAGAUGAAGAGUCGCGAGGGGCCGAAGAGGAUACGCAAGCUAUCCGCAGCGAGAUUGAGCGUCUGGCCCAUGUCGCCGACGAGACUCGUCGAGAGCUGAGCCGCGCGCAGGAGGAGCGCCGCAAGGUCGAUGCCGAGCUAUCGCAGCUGGAUGAGGAGGAGCGCAAGCUCGAGGAGGAAGAGCGCGCGUUCUGGCUGUCCUACUCUGACUUGACGCUGCAGAUGAACAGCGUUGCAACGCAGCGGGCCAGCCUCGAGACGACGCUCGAGCACGACACGGCGCUGCUCAAGCGCCUUCAAAGGACCAACGUCUACAAGGACGCCUUCUGCAUCGGCCACGAAGCAGGGUUUGCAACGAUCAACGGUCUCAGACUUGGCAGGCUGCCCAGCCCGGCGAAACCUGUCGAGUGGGCCGAGAUCAAUGCGGCUUGGGGCCAGACAGCCCUGUGCCUGAGCACGCUUGCCCGCAAGUGCAACUUUACCUUUCAAGACUACAAGAUCUGCCCAAAAGGCUCCUUCAGCACUGUCGAAAAGGUACCCGCACAGGGCAACACAGCCUCGGGUGCUGCCACCGCCACUGCGGCCGCCGAGGUGUACGAGUUGUAUGGCUCCGACUCGGCCAUGACGCGUUUUCUCCAGCUCCACUCGCGCCGCUUCGACCACGCCAUGGUCGCCUUUCUCGACUGCGUCCGCCAGCUCGCCGACCACGUCGCCGCGACCUCCGCCAGAGCGGAGGCCGGCGACGGUGGUGAGUUUCGGCUCGCGCACGAGAUCAACAAGGAUAAGAUCGGCGGCGCGUCGAUCCGGCUCCACUUUGGGGCUUCGGACGAGGUGUGGACGAGGGCGCUCAGGCACCUCUUGCUCAAUCUCAGCCUCCUCCUCAACUGGAUCACAGGCAAAGACGACGAUGAUGUUGAUGAAGGACGUGAACGAGUGUAG
Acaromyces ingoldii is the source of this 1585-nucleotide messenger RNA. RefSeq names its product autophagy protein 6. Gene Ontology annotation, cellular component: phosphatidylinositol 3-kinase complex, class III, type I; phagophore assembly site; phosphatidylinositol 3-kinase complex, class III, type II. Gene Ontology annotation, biological process: cellular response to nitrogen starvation; autophagy; autophagosome assembly. The coding region runs from base 44 to 1585 and encodes 513 amino acids. NCBI's taxonomy places the organism in Eukaryota, Fungi, Basidiomycota, Exobasidiomycetes, Exobasidiales, Cryptobasidiaceae. The record is from RefSeq and is a predicted model, not a curated record. The transcript has 3 exons.